AUGGAUUCUGAUAGUCAACAAGAAGUUGCGACGCCAACAAAUUAUUCAAGUAAACGUGAAAAGAAACCUAAGAAAAAAUUUAAAGCUGAAAAAUCGUCAACUGCGGCUGUCUUAGGUGUUGAUAUAGAAAAAACUAAAAAAAUUAAGGGUAAAUCCGAAAAGAAAAUUUUUAAUUUAACAAACUCGGCUGGCGAGUUUUCUAAUAGUAACAGGCCUAGUAAACUACCUGAAAAAUUUGAAGAAAAGAAAAGAAAGUGGAGUGAAGAAGAGGAUUUAGAAGAAUUACUGUCUCCUAUAGUUGUAAUAGAGAGUUUUAAAAAGAAAAAAGGUGAUAUUUUUAAUAAAUCAACUUUUAAUGGUGAUAUCAAGAAAAAAACCAAUGGAUUGCGUAAUGAAAUAGAUGAAUUCAACGUAAAUGGACCUUUG
This is a messenger RNA of Racocetra fulgida, 426 nucleotides long. The record is from the annotation of a GenBank genome assembly. NCBI's taxonomy places the organism in Eukaryota, Fungi, Glomeromycota, Glomeromycetes, Diversisporales, Gigasporaceae.